Molecule: messenger RNA, 3591 nt
Organism: Symbiodinium sp. CCMP2592
Lineage: Eukaryota; Dinophyceae; Suessiales; Symbiodiniaceae
Source: the annotation of a GenBank genome assembly
AUGGCUGACCCUGCCCAAAGUGCCGCGACCCUAGUGCCUGAGGAGGACGACUUUGAACUGUUUGGUCCGAGUCCUGGAGAGGCGAGUCAGCCGUCGAACCCAGGACCUCAGCCUGUCCCGACUGUUGGACCGCAGCAGGCACCGCAGCCAGUGCCACAGCAAGCACCGGUUCCACCUGCAGUGACGACGACAGUUGGUUUGGACCCACAGCUGCAGCAGUUGAUGCUGAAUAUGAUGCAGAUGCAACAGCAGACGCUCCAGGUCAUGAUGGCUAGGAUGGACGCAGAUGAGAGAAGAAGGCGAGAAGCUGAGGCUGCCUCUGCAGCUGUAGCUGACCCCUUUGGUUCGACGGCUGCGGCUGGAAGUCCGUCAGCUAAAGCUACUGCUCCUCCACCUCCAGCGCCUGCGGGUCCGUCGGUGCACGUAGGAAGCAACAGAGCUGAGAAGUACCUCCCUGCUUUGCCCACCAUCGACGCUCCAUCGAUGGGGAAAGGGCGUGUGAAAGAGCUGGAAGAGUACCACCGUUGGUGUGAAGUCUUGGCGUCAUGGUUGGCGCUCAUAGACGACAACUACGUCAACGAGUUGCGCCAAGCAAUGGUGCACAACAGGGAGAUCAAGCAGUCAGAGAUGUCUGCUCCUGUGGCUUCGAGGUCUGCUCGGUUGUUUUACUACCUUCAACAGAGUUUGCAGAAGUUUGAGAGAGGCAUGGAGCUUGUGAGAAGCACGUCCAUGCGGCAAGCUCAAGCUGCUUGUGGGUACGAAGUCAUGCGGCAAAUGCAUGCGACUUUCAGCAUUGUCUCAAGAAUGGAGGCAAUUGCAGUGAGAGAUGAGGCCCUGAAGUUGCCUGCCAGAGGCGAGCCCAAAGGAAAGGGCAAAGGCGACAAGAAGGGCGAGAAGGGCAAGGACAAAGGAAAGUGGGGAAAGCCAAAGGCGAAGCCGAAAGCGAAGUCCAAGGGACGCGCUGUUGAAGACGAGCCGUCGGAGCAAGUGAUGGCCUUGAGAUUUCAUCGUCUCAGGGGCAUGCGCCCAGGGAAAGCAGUGAAGAAUGAGCCCAAUGAUGCUGAGCCCCCACGUCUCACCAUGACGGAUAAGGAAGUAGAGAAGCUGAACCAGUCCUCUUCGAGGAACAGUCACUUUGCGUGGCUUGUUGAUAGUGGAGCCACGUGCCACGUGUUGUCUGUUGCUUCUUUGUCGUUUUACGAAGUCGUGAAGGAGCAUUCGGGACCGCUGCCUGUCUUGAUGAGUGCUAGCGACACCGAGAUGGAAUGCCUCGGGUUGGUCGAUAUCCGUGUGAAGUUUGGGAGGCUAGGGCCUGUAGUGCUUCAGAAGGUCCUGGUUUGUCAGAUUGGUUUCAAUGUGAUCAGUUCUUGGCAGGCGAGCUGGUGGGCAAUGGCCCAGGAGAUCGGUACCCCACCGAAGUUUGGGAAAGAAGACGACGACACGGGAGAUGCAAUGGAAGUGGACCGCGCCAAGGAGAAGGCGCAUCCGAACAAGCAUCCGCAGAGAGCUUUGGAAGAGAAGGAGCCGGCCCAGAUGAUGGUUAUGUCCGAGAGAUGGCAAGAUCUCAGAGCGAUGCAGACAGCGGCAUCCAGCAGACGACAGUCCUUGGUGCAGAAGCUGCAGCUGAGUCGCAGCGUAGAGCAGAGGCGAGAGGCCGAAGAACUAGUGGCAAUGAACAGAUGCGAUUCGAAGGAAUUGCUCCACCGAGGAUUUCACUCCCUAACUUCUCCGGCCUUGCCUUCUGGAGAACCUCCCGCUCCCACUCAGGAGGGCAACGAGGCCGACGAUUGGGGGAAAUGGAAGGCGGUGCCAGGCCCUCCUGCGAGCCCGCCUCCACCGGGGACGCCUGUGGUGCCGCCUGGACCCCCGGAGACGCCGCCCGAGACACCACCGGAGACUUCUUGGGAGAAGAAGAAGAAGGACAAGAAGAAGGAGAAGAAGAAAGGCUCCAAGGAGCGCCGUGCACGAGAAAAGGACCAGGUCGCCGAGGACAAGAAGGACCACAACGAGGGCGAGAGAGACAAGGCCGCCGAAGGAGUGGCUUUGCUGAGGGAGCAAGAGCUCAAGAUGGUUGCCGCCAGCAAGAACUUGGCGGAGAAGGAGCGAGCGUCGGCAGCGGCGAAGGCAGCCGCCAAUGUGGCUGUCGAGAAGUGGACGCCCCAACAGAGGGCACGCAAGGAGGCAGAGCUCCAAGCAGCCCUGCUUGCUCAGGAGCAAGCCGCUGCUACAGUUCGUUUGCUGACUUUGGAGUUACAACUUGGGGAUGCCCUUGGUGCCCCCGAGAGUUCAGCGGCCCCCGAGGGAGCCGUAGAGUCUGGGACUCCUCCGGAGUUACCAGCCAGCAGGCGGAUCAGCCUGUCGUCUUCGAGUGUGGAAGCUAUCACUCCUCCAGGAACGCCUGCGACAACGCCGGUGUCGCCCGGAUCUGCGGUUCCAAAGACACCCCAACGAUCACCUUUGGUGAAAGCGAUGCCCAAGGUUCCGGAGAGCCCUGCUUCUCAAGCUGCUGUGAGCCUUGUUGCUCCAGCUGCUGCGGGGCCUGUUGCUCAAGCGAUGCCCAAGGUGGGGCAGGUGCCGGAUGUUGGGCACAUGGGACCUCCAGCGCCGCCGAUGGUUGGGCCAAUGGGCCCUGUACCACAAGCACCGCAGGUUGUUGGGAAGAUGCACAUGUUCCCGCCGGCGCCGCCCUUCUUGGGGUACAUGGGACCAGUGCCUCCAGCACCACCGCCAGGAUACCGAGGCAUUUUCAAUCCGUGGUCCACCGGGCCGUUGCGCCAGGUGUUUGGAGCUGUGGGCCAGCAUGUGACGCCCAUCACUCCGAGUGUGUCGGUUGCCGUCAAAAGCACCACGGCCAACAGCAAGGGCAACUCUAGCCCCUACGCCAAAGAAGAGAGAUCGAUCACCUUCGAUCUGAGGCGGCCCGUCAUCCUCAAAGUGAGCUCUUCGGUGUCUUCCCCGAAAAAGGUGCAAGAGUGCGGUGCCAAAGUGGUAGGCAGUCUAGAGUGCAGUGCCGAAGCUGUAGAACGUCUAGAGUGCAGUGCCGAAGCGGUAGGUUUGUCUCCUCCUGAAGACCUUGAGGUUCCAGUAUACAUUACUUCAGAGCGUUUGCGAGCGCACCGGAACAAAGGGCAUCAGCCCUAUCUGAGUUUCUGUGAUGUGUGCCAGUCGGCACGUGGUCGUGUGCCAGCACGACGCAAGAACAUGAAGAGCCACUAUGCGCCGGGAGAGCUUCAAGUAGAUUUUGGCUUCUUCGGUCGAAAUGUUCGGUUUCUGUUGAUCGUUCACGUCCUGUCGGGAUACUUGAGUACUGUUGUUUUGGGUCCUGAGGACCCGGUGCCUGUACCAGCCGUUUGCAAGGCUCUUUCUGAGAUGGGCCUCAACGGGCUGGACAUUGUGGUCCACGGUGACCAAGAAAACCUCCUGGAGAGUGUGUUCCGGGAUUCUGCGAAGCAUAGGACGUUUGUAGGACGGUCCAUGCAUUGGGUUCCGUUUGCAGUGAACAGGCCCCAGGCAAAAGGCAUUGUUGAGCGUAACGUUUGCCUCGUGAAAGAAGCGUUUUGGUCUGUUUGGCAGGACUGGAAGAGCGUGUAG